CCGGUUGCUGGGGAGUUCAGUUGCUAAGCUGCAGCCGAGGAGCAACCGGACUGUCAACAAGUUGUCCUCAGCGGCUGAGACGGAUUAUCUGCGCACUGUUUAACGUUUAAACAUUCACCUCUCCGUUCAGAUGGUUAACUGCGGUGGACGGACGGAGGUAAACUGACGGUGGAGGAGAGUCUACAGAGUAAAUAAGAAGCUGAUGUCGGUCCUCAGUGAUCCGGACUGAAUUCAUGCAUUAACCUCAGAAGUGUCCAGUCAUUCAAACGAAGCAGCCAGUCUCCCAGUGUGACCAGUAUGGCUGCGGCCAGCACCACCAAGAUCUCAUGGCGACUGCAGGAGUUCGAGGCUCACUCCAGCAGCGUUUCCUGUUUGGCUCUGGGGAAAAGCUCCGGCCGCCUGCUGGCCACAGGAGGAGAAGACUGCAGGGUGAACAUCUGGGCUGUGAGCAAGGCCAACUGCAUCAUGAGUCUGACUGGUCACAAGAACCCAGUAGAGUGUGUCCAGUUCAACAUGUCGGAGGAGCAGGUUGUCGCUGGUUCACAGUCUGGAUCGAUACGAGUUUGGGACCUGGAGGCCGCCAAGAUUUUAAGGACUCUGAUGGGACACAAAGCCAACAUCACCAGUCUGGGCUUCCAUCCGUUUGGAGACUUCCUGGCCUCCAGUUCCCUGGACACAAACAUCAAGCUGUGGGACGUGCGGAGGAAAGGAUAUGUGUUCAGGUAUAAGGGUCACACCCAGGCGGUGAGGAGUCUGGCCUUCAGUCCAGAUGGGAAGUGGUUGGCUUCAGCGAGUGACGACUGCACCGUCAAGCUGUGGGACCUGACUCAGGGGAAGACCAUCACCGAGUUCAGAUCUCACACUGCAGCUGUCAACAUCGUCCAGUUCCACCCCAACGAGUACCUGCUGGCAUCGGGCAGCUGCGACAGGACCAUCAAACUGUGGGAUCUGGAGAAAUUCACGAUGAUCGGCUCGUUGGAGGGAGACACGACUCCGGUCAGGUGUAUAUUUUUCAGUCCGGACGGCAGCUGUGUGUACAGCGGGGCCACAGACUCUCUGCGGGUCUUUGGCUGGGAGCCCGACCGCUGCUUCGACGUGGUGCCGGUGGGCUGGGGGAAAGUCUCUGACCUGGCAGUCUGCAACCAGCAGCUGAUCGGCGUGUCUCACCAGCUCUCCAGCGUCUCGUCCUACGUCGUCGACCUGAAGCGGGUGAAGAAGAGCGGCGGCUCCGUGAUCCAGGGAAUCAUCCAGGACAACCAGCCGCUCUCAGAGCCCAAGGAUCCUAAAGGAGUCGCACUGAGGAGGAACUACGAGAGACCCACAACCACCUGCAGCUCACAGAGGGUGAAGCAGAGGUCAGACGCUGAUAGGCGGAGCCCCGAAGGUGAGAGGCGGAGCCCCAGUGAGGAUGAGGCAGAUGAGAAACUGUCGUCAGCUGAGAUCCACAACGCUGAAGACUACAAGGAGAUCUUUCAACCCAAGAACGCCAUCUCUCGAACUCCUCCCAAGAUCUCCGAGCCUUUCCCUGCUCCUCCAGAAGACGAGACCAUAUUAGCGAUCAGCCAUCAGCUGAAGGACAUGAUUUCUCCGUUUCCUGACAAGCAGCAGGCUCCUCCUCAGGCCUCUUCUACUCCGGUCCAGAGGGUGGAGCCUACAGUGGUCUCCUGUGCGAAGCGUCCCGCCCCCUCAGCUGUGGGCCCUUUGUCCUCCGACCCCCCCACAUUCCGCCCCCCUCCCCCCCAGCCCCCCGUCACCACGGCCAAGUCUAAACCUCAACCUAAAAUCAUCCUGAGCACCAGGAACGAGCCCAUCGGACUGAAUGUGGCCGACUUCCUGCCUUCUUCCCCCAACAACAGACCUGGAGCUCUGAGCGACGAGGAGGCGCUGUCUCAGAUCAAGAAGGGUCACGACACCAUGUGUGUGAUGCUGAGCAGCCGACACAAGAACCUGGAGACGGUCCGAGCCGUGUGGGCCAGAGAGGACAUCAAGAGCGCUCUGGACACGGCUGUCUCCAUGAACGACCUGUCCAUUGUAGUGGACAUCCUCAACAUCAUCAACCUGCAGCCGUCGCUAUGGAAACUGGACCUUUGUACAUCGAUCCUUCCUCAGAUCGACAAACUGCUGCAGAGUAAAUAUGAGAGCUACAUGCAGACUGGCUGUACGUCUCUGAAGCUCAUCAUGAAACAUUUCUGGAUGUUGAUCUCAGACACGUUAAAGGCGUCGCCGUGUGUCGGAGUCGACAUCACACGAGAGGAGCGACACCAGAAGUGCAGAGCGUGCUGUAAGCAGCUGAAGAACCUCAGCAACAUCGUGAAGAACAAGGCGGCGCAGGUCGGUCGCCACGGCAGCGCCUUCAAAGAGCUGCAGCUGCUCAUGGCUCCGCUCGACGACUCGCUCUGAGGACGGAUCAGCUGAUCUGACGCAGACACUACACACGCACAUACACCUGCAGACGCCUCAGUCACACAGAGUGUUAAUGAAAGUGUUAUUUAAAGAUGGCCGCCUUCCUCAGAUCGACACUUGCAGGAAAAUCUUUGUCUUCCUCAGAAUCAGAGGAGGGACAUCAGCUGUCAAUCAACAUGCUCACUGACACAGACUGAAAUAAAACAGCGAGCAGCUUCAUCUCUGCUGUUGAAGACACUUCUUUAAAGUUCAACAGCUGCACGGCUCAGAGACAAAGACAGAGACAAACAGACUUGAGUGAAUUAUCUCAGUGAAACGGAGACGACAGCGUCUGAGGUUCAGCUGUAGAAAAUGUUUUCCCUCCCUCACAGACUUAAACAGGCUCUGCUCAAGUCAAAGGAGCCGAUCGUUACCACUCUCAUGUCUGUGUUCAAUCUGAAGCUGGAGUCAGGUGGUUAGCUUAGUUUAGUACAAAGACUGGAAACCACUAGCCUAGCUCUGUCCAAAGGUAACUAAACUAGCUGUUUCCAGUCUCUAUGCUAAGCUAAGCUAAUCGACUGCAGCUUUGUAUUCAGCGUCCAGACAUGAGAGUGGUACGGUGGCCCUGAGAGCUCAACACGUUGCAACUUAAGAAAACACAUACAGAGACACAAACGCUACAAAAUCAAUGCUUUUAACGUCAAAGGUCACAGUGGGGCAUUGAACAACAAGCCAGGUUCAUCACUUUUAAGUGUCCCCUGGAAACACUUCCUGGUGUGCUGUAUUUGCAGCUCAUGUGUUGUCAAGUCGAUGAAGAUGUUUUCUGUAUUUGCAGUGUGUUUGUGUCUUUGCAUGUGUUUUUUUAAGUUGCAGUGCGUUGAGCUUUCAGGGCCACCGUACGAAACAGUUUGACUGGCUCUGUCCAAAGGUAACAAAACUAGCUGUUUCCAGUCUUUAUGCUGAGCCAAGCUAAUCAGAUUUAGCUUCAUAUUUAGCAUCUAGACGUGAGAGUGGGAUCAGUCUUCUCAUUUAACUCUACAAGAAGCAGAUGAGUGUAUUUCCUGAAACAUGGAACUACUUCUUUAAGGUUGACUGAGCUCAAACAACUGCAGAGAGACAGAGGACCAAUCAGAGCAGAGCUUUACAAUCAGACAUGUUGAGAGGCGAUGGCCUUGUUUUGUGCCUGUGUACCUGAGGAGGAGCUCAGGUUGUUGUUGAUUCCUUUGAUUGACUUUAAUAAUCGUUCAUAAUGAACACCUGAGGUCAGGUGAUCAGACACCUGAGGACACAACACAUACAAAUAGUUCAGAUGAUCGACACGUUUAGUCCUUCACAGACACUGAAGAAGUCUCUGAGAUGAUCCAGUGUUUUCACUCUUUUUCUACUUAGAACCACAAUUUUAAAUGUACUGUUCAUAUUGGUUAUUUAAAUAAAGAUUAACUGAACUGUC
Seriola aureovittata is the source of this 3832-nucleotide messenger RNA. It is a transcript of the gene katnb1, whose product is annotated as katanin p80 (WD repeat containing) subunit B 1. The coding region runs from base 298 to 2400 and encodes 700 amino acids. Gene Ontology annotation, molecular function: microtubule binding. The transcript is spliced from 20 exons. The record is from RefSeq and is a predicted model, not a curated record. Gene Ontology annotation, biological process: microtubule depolymerization; microtubule severing. Gene Ontology annotation, cellular component: katanin complex. NCBI's taxonomy places the organism in Eukaryota, Metazoa, Chordata, Actinopteri, Carangiformes, Carangidae.